This is a messenger RNA of Penicillium digitatum Pd1, 2133 nucleotides long. NCBI's taxonomy places the organism in Eukaryota, Fungi, Ascomycota, Eurotiomycetes, Eurotiales, Aspergillaceae. The record is from RefSeq and is a predicted model, not a curated record.
AUGGACAUGGACAGCCCCGCACAUCAGCUUUCCUCGCGCAAGCACCUACGAUCCAGCGACGACGAGAGCAGCGAUUGGAGCUCAGACAUCUCUGGACAAUUCGACGAUGCAGAAGAAGCGCAAGCAGAUGACCACCGAUCGCCACCCGCGAAGCUGACCAAACGACGCCGUUCAAACGACUGGCCAUUGCCCGAAGAAGCUGCUGAUUAUGGAUCCCAUGAUCGCCGCACACAUCGCGGUGAAAAUGGGAGUCGCAGCGUGAGUGGAAAUGGCUCAGGCUACAAAGCCUCCCCCCGCGCUUCACCUCGUGGCUCGCUAGCUUCGCUGCGCGCCCGCCAUCCCCGAGGACGAACAUCGCGAUUCAUUGAAGCGACUAUGAGUGAUAGCGUCAGCGAGAAACCGCCCAGUAUCUACUUCCAGGAGCAGGAAAACAAAAAUGCUGGCAUGCAGCACCGCUCAUCUGGUAUCUUUCGUUUUGGGAAGGCCAUUGCCUCGGCGUUUAAUCCCUUCGGAGGGUGGGGGAGAAACUCUGAAGAAGCGCCGAAUAAGUCGCCGCAGAAGGAUGUCAUCCAUCAGGCGGAACAGGCUUAUGCGGAAUUGAAAAAGGCCGGCUACAAGGGUACGAAUAAGGGUCAUUACACCGAGGGUCUUGGUGUCAACGCGGCCCUCGCCGACCAGACCUGGCGAUCUAUUCAGCAAAAGAUGGAACACGGUUCCCCAGUCAAAGAACCGUAUCGUCAUCCAAUUGAUCAAGUAGACCGUUGUGCUCCAUCACGCUCUGAAUCUUCAGCUUCUAAACGCUCCUCUCUUCAGGAUCUUCGCCUGCCGAAGUCAUUUUUCAAGUCCCAUGGGUCGCCAUCUGCUCCCUCGGCAGUGUAUUGUGAUAGAAAAUCCGAUGAAUACGAAUCGACUGGCCUGCGCAAGCAACCCUCACGCAGGGAACUCUCUCGCCAAACAAAACUGCUAAAGAAAGUAAGCAAUCUCGAGGAUAAGCUGCAACGUGCCCGUCGGGAGCUUCGUGACCUCACAGGCAAUGAGGAGCGGAUCACAGCACCUACAGUCCAACCAAAAACCCUCAAUACCGAGAUGGAUCCCGCAUCAUUCCCAAAAAAGUUUGUUCCUGGUGCCCUUCCUACUCUGCCGUCGGAAAGGCUUCUGGACCAAAAGGCCGCAGAAAACGAGACAGCUGGGCCUGCGGUGACCAACUUAACGGCUCUGCCAUCUGUGGAUGACCGCGAAACGUUCUUCUUUGAAGAGUCACGACUGCCGCAUACCCCGGCUAAGGCUCAAACUACAAAACGGCACCUGAAAGGGACACAGCCGUCGUCAAUGGGUAAGGACCGUUCUUCCCGCAAACGGAAGUCUUCCAUUCCUGAACCUAUCCAUAGUGGGAACUCUCCUCAGCCCAGUUCGACGAAAGGCCUCGAUAAUCAUGAACGCGACCCCGAGCUCGAGGUUCUGAUUGACUCCGGUCUACUUAGCCCACCCGGAAAAGCGAAAUGGCCGAAAUCCGAGGCCGGCGAGAGCCCCGGCUCAGCCAAGCGCAAGCAAGCCAUCGACCACAUAGCUCUCUCGACCGAGCACGAAGAGCAGGAAGCAGGAAGAAUUUCAAGUGCCACACGCAACAUCAAAAGGUCCCCCUACGUUCAACUCCGAAAAGUCCCCGGAUCCAGCUGCUCACCAAGUUCCAAGCCCAACCCCCCUCUCCGGAUGAGAAAUAGCCAGACCAGCACGCGCCCUGAAUCUUCCCCCGCCGCUGUCUCUGACGGGGAUUCUCGUUCCAACAUUUGGUCUACGCCUCUUUCUGCUCUGCCAAAUGACUCCUACCGCGAAGCCUUCUACCACCACCCACAGCGCCAGCUCAAUCCUGAUCGUAGCCCUCGCACCCCGACAAGGUCGAAAACAGGUCCUAGUCGUAGACGGUCUGGGUAUCUCGGUGAUGACGACAUCCCGCCCGUACCGCCCCUCCCAGAGGAACUUCGCUUGAGUGCUGCCAAGGUCAAUGUCAAUGUGAACCGGUCGCCUAAAAAGAGACCUUUGUCUGCUCCUAUGCUUUCUUCGUCCUCGGCUUCCGGCCCGGAGUCUGUAAUUUCGGGCCUGGAGGAUUACCAGUGGCCUGAGGAUAUCUUUUAA